AUGGCCGCAAAGCCCUUUUCUGUCACGGUACAUCCGUACCCAUCCAAAGUCAAGCACGCGUGUGCAUACGAGCUGGGCCCGCCCCAAGCUCGCAACGCCCUUAUCUUCGUUGGGGGCCUCGGUGAUGGGCCUCAUACUGUUCCGUACAUCCGAACAGUUGCUGCCAAGAUCGGGGCCGACGCGGGCCUCAGCUACUCUGUCUUUGAGAUCCGCAUACGCUCGUCCUUCUGCGGCUUCGGAUGGAACAACCUGACCAAGGAUGUUCAAGACAUAUCCUCUCUGGUCAAGUAUCUACGAGGCAUUGGCAAAGAGAAGGUGGUUCUCAUGGGCCACUCUACAGGCUCACAGGACUGCAUUGAGUAUGCCGACUAUGAGAAACAUCAGAACGAACCCGUAGAUGGCUUCAUCCUCCAGGGUUCGGUCUCGGAUCGGGAGGGCUUUUCCGUGGACCUUGGCAAAGACGAGGCGGAUAGGAUGGUCGCACUUGCCGCCGAGAUGAUCAAGGACGGCAGAAAAGACGACGCCGUUCCCAAGUCGAAACUAUCCCGGCCACCGUUCCCCUGGCCUGUGACUGCGUAUCGGCUUCAUUCUUUGGCAAGCGUUGGCGGCGACGAUGAUUAUUUUUCGUCGGACAUUCCUGAUGAGAAGCUCGCUGCAAUCUGGGGCCGGGUCAAACAGCCCAUCAUGGUUGUGCCAUCUGCUGAGGAUCAAUAUGUACCCAAGACUGUCGAUUUCGAAAAGUUGCUGGCCAAGUGGAAAUCAUUCUGUCCUUCCAUGAGCAAACUAUCGGGCUUGAUCCCUGGGGCAAACCACACUGUCGAUGCCGAAGCAUCCCAAGACUGGCUAGGGGGCAGAGUGGUCAGCUUUUUGAAGAGCUUGGACGGCCCGGACAGCAUCCCGGGAUAG
Diaporthe batatas is the source of this 906-nucleotide messenger RNA. RefSeq lists its product as uncharacterized. The record is from RefSeq and is a predicted model, not a curated record. NCBI's taxonomy places the organism in Eukaryota, Fungi, Ascomycota, Sordariomycetes, Diaporthales, Diaporthaceae. The coding region runs from base 1 to 906 and encodes 301 amino acids. The transcript is spliced from 3 exons.